UCUUUAAUCUGAGUUGAUGUCUGACACCGUGCAGGUUGAUGCCCGCGACACCGCCAACUUUGAUCGCGAGUUCACUUCCGAAGCCCCUACGGACUCAUACGUCGAUGGACCGGUCCUGUCGCAGACCAUGCAGCAACAGUUCGAAGGAUGGUCUUACAACCGUCCCGUUGCUGGGUUAGGUGACGCCGGAGGUAGUGUGAAGGAUCCAUCUUUCGGCAGCAUCCCGGAGUAAGCAGCUGCAGGCUCAGUGUCCCGUUUUCCUUUCGAAUAGGUAUUGUCGUCAAUGCGCAGCCUGUCGCUUUCGACGGUUCAAUCGAAACGAGUCCCGUUUGUACCUCUUCAUUUUUUUUUUCGUUCUUUUCUUUUUUUCACAUGCCGCUAGACUUCCGCUGUUUCUCAGAUCUGACCGUGGUGUCGAAUUCGCGGUAUCUUGCAUGCAGUCUUUUCUUCUCUGGAUCUAGAUUUUCUUUCAACGGCGAUGUGGCUCUUCACAGUCGGGUGCAGUUCUCUUUCUCUUCGAUCGCUCGCGCUUCACACAGGCAGGUCCCUUGCAUAGCCCACGCCACCCUCCUUCCUCCAUCAAGUCCUUGCUGUGUCAGCUUUCCGUUCUUUGUUGCUUAUGUUGCCCGUCUCUUCGGAAACAUACAGGCCGAGGAGGAAAAGGAAAGCAGCCAAAGACUGAAUUUUCUCACCGUUCACCCAACAUACCCCCGAUCGUAUUUACCUGGUUUCCUCGCGAGAUUCCUGGGCUUUGUUCACACAAGUGUUGUCUGUUUCGAUCCGCCGGUCCGAUCCCAGUUCGUCUCAAACGUUCGCGAAAUGCAUGCAAUUGGCGUGGAACUCAAAUUAAGUCAUAAACUGUUUUUUUCUUUCUCCCUCAAAGACUCCCUUGUUCAAUCGGUUUAUUCGGUCCUGUUUUCUCUCUCUCGUCAAUUGUUUCCAUGGUAUGGAUCUCUUAGUCUCGCCGUUCGUUUUCUCACGUUGUCUGGGCCCUUCGCUGGGACCGACUCAAUGUAGAGCAACAACAAAUAUAAGAGAUCUCUGAAAACUGUCGCCUACCAUGAUUAGG
Molecule: messenger RNA, 1069 nt
Organism: Paecilomyces variotii
Lineage: Eukaryota; Fungi; Ascomycota; Eurotiomycetes; Eurotiales; Thermoascaceae
Exons: 1
Coding region: 373-1017 (214 amino acids)
Source: RefSeq, a predicted model, not a curated record